Molecule: messenger RNA, 1484 nt
Organism: Filobasidium floriforme
Lineage: Eukaryota; Fungi; Basidiomycota; Tremellomycetes; Filobasidiales; Filobasidiaceae
Product: epoxide hydrolase
Exons: 2
Coding region: 173-1219 (348 amino acids)
Molecular function (GO): hydrolase activity
Source: RefSeq, a predicted model, not a curated record
GCAGAUGAUUCGUCAUCACCGGGUGAGUGGUGGUCGGCGGCUCGGCGGUCUAGCGCGCCAGCGGGGGGUUGGUUGCUCGUUGUAACUUGCGAGUAUAUCAUUCGACGUCAAACGCUCGUCCCCCCCCCCCGUUCUACAAACUGAAGUACAUGCCACGACGAAAACAACAACAAUGUCAAACCCACCUGGUCUUCCCGGCGUCGAACGUCGAUACGCCCAAGUCAACGGACUCAAGUACCACUACCUCUUUAGCCAGAAGAGUGACUCUUACAAGGACACCAUCGUCCUCGUCCAUGGUUUCCCUGACCUUUCUUAUGGUUGGAGAAAGGUGAUCCCUUACCUUUCCGAAAAGGGCUACCGGGUCAUCGCCGUCGACACGAUUGGGUACGGUGGUACCGAUGCCCCUCUGGACGAGGACAUCUCGAAGGAAGUCGAGCUCUACACUGCCAAGCAGAACGCUACCUGUAUCAAGCAGCUCGUCGAGCAGAUUGCCCAGGACGAGGGCAAACAAGCUGAACCCGUCAUCGUUGUCGGACACGACUGGGGUAGCUACAUCGCCCAGAGGUUCGCCCUCUGGUACCCCGACAUGACCAAGGCGUUGUCUAUCGUCUGUGUCCCUUGGACCCCGGUCACGCACGAGAGGCUGGACAUCAAGGAGAUCGUCAAAGUCCUCCCGAAUUUCGCCUACCAAAUCCAGUUUGCCAGCGGGGACGUCGACAAGCGGGUCGCCGAGCUGGGCGAUCAGGGUCUACGAAACUUUACCCUCUUUGGAGCUGGAGGCAAGACCGAGGAUGGCAAGUCGGUCUUUGACCCCAAGAAAGGCCUCGACCUCGAAGCUUUGGGUGGCAAGGUCGUACCCACUCUGUACACGGACAAGGACGAGCUCGACUACGUCUUUGAAGAGUACAAGCGUCAUGGCGCUCACCCUCCACUCAACGCUUACCGAGUGAUGCCCCUGAACGCUCGGGACGAAAAGGCCCUGCCCAAAUCGUCUGAGACACAGGUUCAAACCAAGACCUUGUUCAUCAGGGCAUUGAGGGACAAGGCAUUGCCGCCCUUCAUGAGCCAGGGGAUGGACAAGUUCUUUGCUGAGGGCGUCCUCACCGUCAAGGAUAUCGACGCGGACCACUUUGUCCAGCUCGAAAAGCCGGACGAGUUCAACGAGGUGUUGGGCGAGUGGCUGGACACGGUCGUCUCGGGUCAGAAGAGCAGUCUCUGAAGGGGUACAUGCCAUGUCGUCCAUCGAUACAACAAAGAUAACAGAAAGAUACAACACUUGUGAGAUCGGUAACUUAGGGAUAAUGGAAUUCGAAUGACCCGCUAUGACAAAUUUCUCGCCGCGGCUUGGAUUUCGGCCCUCGGCUGUUCCAAGAUACCGAUACCCCUCUCCAACUUGGAUCGAUGAGCCCUCGAGCCAGAGCCACCCUCGCCACGAUGAGCCGCGUCUUCGAGGUCCGAAGCUUCGGAUGAACUGAUACUCGAGC